GAUUGAUUUAGCUGGAAGCUGCAACAAUUACCAAUCGAUUUUGCCCAAGGGUGGUCUGGAAGUAGUUGAAAUAGACUCACCUUGAUGGUGUGCAAAGUUGGGACAUUAAACUAGUCAAAAAUUUGGUACAAAUAAGAAAAAAAGCAACUUGACCUACUCCAGUCAGACACUGUAAAAUCGAAAUAUGAAUGGUCGUUAGUACACCAAGACCGACCAGAUUUCAGCAUGACAAAACUGCUAAACUAGAUAAAUAUAAAGUGUUGCAUAAAACGUAACAAUUAACCUGCACCAAAAAAUGAUUGCACCGCAAGACCGGUGAUGCAAAUAAUGGUUUCCUAAGAACGACUCGUAAUAUAAAUAGGUUUCCUGGCUCUGUAAACAACAGACUUAUCGGUGGUAUUUCUAAAUUAGUCAGUCAGCAUGAAGGUGCUCACCUUAUCACUCGGGGUACUUCUUGUCAUAGCUUACGCGAGUGCUAGAUCGCUUAAAGGCGAAGAUGGUUCUGAUCUUGUAGCGGCAGAGUCCAAACACGGACAUGGUCAUUCGAGUUCGCAUGAAGAUGGUGGUGGCAAAGAGCAUCACGCCGAUCAUCAUCACGACCAUGGACAUAAGGACGAGAAAGGGUAUGACGGCCAUCAUCAUCAUCACAAAGACCACCACUCGAAGCACGGACAUCAUCACCACGAAGGGCACCAUGAAGUGGAUGGUGGGCACCAUCACAAACACCACGACGAAGGCGGCCAUCACAAAUCACAUCAUGAUCACGACCAUCACCACGAAGGAGGAAAAUUCGGUGAAAAAAAAGGCCACAAGAAAGGACAGAAAACCCAUGGCCACCAUCUCAAGAAGCACCGGGACGAGUUCCACAAACACCACAAAUUCUACGAUGAGGCCCACAAAGCCGGGCAUCACAAGAAGCAUGGCUCUCACCACGCUCACCAUGGCAGCAAAGGUGGUCAUCACAAGAAAGGAGGUUCUCACAAGAGCGGCCACCAUGAGGAACACCAUGGAAAGAAGGGUCAUCACGACCAUGGACACCAUGACGAACACCAUAAGGGACACAAAUCACACCAUGGACACGCAGGACACCAUCAUCAUCACGGCGAACACGACGAUAAAGGUGAACAUUCUGAAGGAAAACAUUGGGGAUCUUCUCAUCACAAGAAACAAUAAAACAUUGAACUCAGGUGACACAGCAUUUGCCGUAUUUUUGUAUUUUAUUACAUUUUUCGUUGAUUUUCACUUUUGUAAUAUAAUAUACUGAAAAUAAAUCGUA
Dendroctonus ponderosae (mountain pine beetle) is the source of this 1276-nucleotide messenger RNA. Its product is annotated as histidine-rich glycoprotein. The transcript has a single exon. The coding region runs from base 421 to 1173 and encodes 250 amino acids. The record is from RefSeq and is a predicted model, not a curated record. Lineage: Eukaryota; Metazoa; Arthropoda; Insecta; Coleoptera; Curculionidae.